AUGUCUGAAAAGCAGGACCCCCAGACCUCUGAAGCGGCAUGCAGUGCAGCGGACUUGCCGGCAUUUGAAGAUGAAGAAAGUUGGCUUUUCAAAGUUCUGGGAAUCAUGCCUAAGUCUUCCUCAGCACUGGAUGAUAAGACCGAUGAGCAGGAGCAUGAACCAUUGGAUCAACCUGAGUUUCUUCACCUGCAAGAUAUUCUUCAAGAGGACAAAGUCAACAGCACUGAUGAUAGCAAGACUUGCCAAACUGUAAAUGAUGAUGAUGAUGAUUCCAGCAACAGUGACAGCGACACUGAAGAUAAUGUGAAGGUUAUCAUUGGCAACAUAAAGACCAACCCCGCCAUGUAUAUGGAGAUGCUCACUAAUCUGAACUCCUCGCAAGCUGACCGAGGCCGGGAAAUCACUAAACCAGGCCCUCCCAGGGUCAACACUGGGAGCCUCAUCUGCAAUGUAGGGGUUGGUGGGCCAGCUCCAGCAGCUGGAGCUCCCCUACCUGGUGGUCCUGCCCCAGCUGAGGAGAAGAAAGUGGAAGCAAAGAAGGAAGAAUCUGAGGAGUCUGAUGAUGGCACAGACUUUGGUCUUUCUGACUAA
This is a messenger RNA of Acomys russatus (golden spiny mouse), 591 nucleotides long. RefSeq names its product testis-specific protein TSX-like. The record is from RefSeq and is a predicted model, not a curated record. NCBI's taxonomy places the organism in Eukaryota, Metazoa, Chordata, Mammalia, Rodentia, Muridae. The transcript is spliced from 7 exons. The coding region runs from base 1 to 591 and encodes 196 amino acids.